CUGGCGCUCAAGGCUUCAUCCUCCGCUGCCUGGCUGGUACCUGUCUCCUGCCGUCCGCUCCCCGCCGCCGGGUCCUCACAUCGUCCGGGCCGCGCCGCCGACAUGGGCCCGCGCCAGCCGCGCUGCGGGGCCAGGAACCGUUAAGGCGCGGUGCGAAGAUGGGCGAGGGCAGAGCAGGGCCCGAGCGCCAGCCCCAGCAGCCCGGGCGCCCCGCGCGCGCCCGCCCGCGUCGCCGCGGGGAUGCCCGCGCCCGCCGCCGCGCCCUGAGCGCCUUUGUCUGCCUCCCGCGCCACUCGCAUCACCCCUAGUUUAGCCGGCGCCGGAUCAUGGAGCUGAGCCAGCCAACCUCCCUGUCGGAUCACGACGAGCCGGCGUCUGGGCCCCAGCGCGGGGUCAAGGGGCCGGUGGGGCCCGACGCUCUUCGCGGCUGGUCAGAUGAGCCCGAGGAACACGCCCAGCUUCAACGGUGGCCAGAGGGACCCAACGCGCCAAUCUGCUGGCCCGAAGAGGUAGAGGAGCCUGUCGCUCCUAGCCACUGGGUCAAAGCGCCCGACGCCCCUCGCUGUUGGUCCCAGGAGCCCGACGUAUCCUGUCACUUGGCCAAGGAGCUGGAAGAACCCGACGCCCCUCGCUGCCUACCCCAGGAGUCAGACGCACAGUGCCACUUGGCCAAGGAGCUGGAACAAUCCGAUGCCCCUCACUGUUGGCCCCAGGAGUCAGACGCACAGUGCCACUUGGCUAAGGAGCUAGAGGAACCCGACGCCCCUCUCUGCUGGCCCCAGGAUCCAGAUGCACAAUGUCACUUGGCCAAGGAGCUGGAACAAUCCGACGCCCCUCGCUGCUGGCCCCAGGAGUCAGACACUCAGUGCCCCUUGGCCAAGGAGCUGGAGGAACCCGACACCCCUCGCUGUUGGUCCCAGGAGCCAGAUGCACAGUGCUCCAUGGCCAAGGAGCUGGAGGAACCCGACGCCCCUUGCUGUUGGUCCCAGGAGCCAAAUGCACAGUGCCACUUGGCCAAGGAGCUGGAGGAACCCGACGCCCCUCGCUGCUGGCCCCAGGAGCCAGAUGCACAUUGUCACUUGGCCAAGGAGCUGGAACAAUCUGACGCCCCUCGUUGCUGGACUCAGGAGUCAGACGCUCAGUGCCCCUUGGCCGAGGAGCUGAAGGAACCCGACGCCCCUUGCUGCUGGCCCCAACAGCCCGACGUACCCAGCCUUUUGGACAAGGAAUGGGAGGAAUCCAACUCACCGUGCUUCUUGGCAGAGGAACUGGAAGAGCCUGAUGCCCUUCACUGCUGGCCCCAGGAGCCCGAUGCACCGUCCUUCUUGGCCGAGGAGUUGGAAGAGCCUGACGCCCCUUACUGCUGUUCCCAGGAGGUGAACACAGGGUGCCUCUUGGCCAAGGAGACAGUGGAGCCUGACGCUCCCCACCUGUGGCCCGGGGAACCCGAUGUACCGUGCCUCUUGGUCAAGGAACCGGAGGGAUCCGAUGCACCUCGUUGCUGGCCCGAGGAGCCCGAUGCACCCAGCUCACCGUGUUUCUGGGGCAAUGAACCAGAGGAGUCGGACGCACCUCGUUGUUGGUCGGAGGAGCCCCAGGUGCUGUGCCUCUGGCCGGAGGAGCAGAACGCAACGCUGUGCUGGCAGGAGGAGCCGGAUGCACCCUGCUUCUGGCCGGAGGAGCGAGAGGAACCCAGAGUUCCAUGUCUCCAGUUUAAAGAGCCAGAGAAGCCCAAAGUCCCGUGCAGCUGGCCGGGGGAGCUGGAAGACUGCCGCCCUACGCGGGGCCUACCCCUAGAGCCUUUGCCUUCCGAGGGCGAGCUGCUGCAGGCAUGUCCCGGGCCACCCUCGGACCCAGGCUCGGCAUUGUCGCUGUCCAGCGAGCCCGGGACAGCCCAGGAGGAGGGUGCGCGCCUCAGGACUGUGUUCGACGCCCUGGACAGGGAUGGGGAUGGCUUCGUCCGCAUCGAGGAUUUCAUCCAGUUCGCCACGGUCUACGGGGCGGAGCAGGUGACAGACUUGACUCAAUACCUGGACCCCAGUGGGCUUGGCGUCAUCAGCUUUGAAGACUUCCACCAAGGGAUUGUGGCUAUCAGAAGUGGAGAUCCUGAUGGCCAGCUGCACAAUGUGGAGCCUGUCCACGAUGAAGAGCCCCCUGCCUGCGCCGAUGAGUUUGACGACUUUGUCACCUAUGAGGCCAAUGAGGUGACAGACAGCGCAUAUAUGGGGUCUGAGAGUACCUACAGUGAGUGUGAGACCUUCACAGAUGAGGACACCAGCACCUUGGUGCACCCUGAGCUUCACCCUGAAGGGGACGCUGAUAGUGCUGGUGGCUCAGCUGUGCCCUCAGAGUGCCUAGACACCAUUGAGGAGCCUGACCAUGGUGCAUUGCUGUUGCUCCCAGGCAGAACCCGCCCCCACAGCCAGGCUGUCGUCAUGGUGAUUGGCAGUGAGGAACACUUUGAAGAUUACGGUGAGGGCAGCGAGGCAGAGCUGUCCCCGGAGACCCUCUGUAAUGGGGAGCUAGACUGCGGAGACCCUGCUUUUCUCACCCCCAGCUCCAACCCUCUUGCCUCAAAGCUGCGCACCGCCCUCACUGAUGAGGUCUUUGAGUUUUACUGUAGCCAGUGCCACAAACAGAUCAACCGCCUCGAAGAUCUUUCUGCCCGCCUGACUGACCUUGAGAUGAAUAGCCCAGCCAAGCGGCUCUCCAGCAGGAAGGUGGCAAGGUAUCUGCACCAGUCGGGUACUCUGACCAUGGAUGCCCUGGAGGACCCUCCCCCUGAGCCUGUGGAGUGCCCAGAGGAGGAUAUUGCUGACAAGGUUGUCUUCCUGGAGAGGCGUGUGUCAGAGCUGGAGAAGGAUAGUGCAGCUGCCGGGGAGCAGCAUGGCAGGCUGAGGCAGGAGAACCUACAGCUGGUGCACAGAGCCAAUGCCCUGGAAGAGCAGCUGAAGGAGCAGGAACUCAGAGCCCAGGAAAGGGUCCUGGAAGAAACCAGGAAGCAGAAGGAGCUCCUGUGUAAGAUGGAACGUGAGAAGAGCAUUGAGAUCGAGAACCUGCAGGCCAGGUUGCAGCAGCUAGAUGAGGAGAACAGUGAGCUGCGGUCCUGCACACCUUGUCUGAAGGCCAACAUCGAGCGCCUGGAGGAGGAGAAGCAGAAGAUGUUGGAUGAGAUUGAAGAGUUGACACAGCGGCUCAGUGAAGAACAGGAGAAUAAAAGGAAGAUGGGGGACAGGUUGAGCCAUGAGCGGCACCAGUUCCAGAGAGACAAGGAAGCAACUCAGGAGCUGAUCGAGGACCUCCGCAAGCAGCUAGAACAUCUGCAGCUCCUCAGACUUGAGGUGGAGCAACGACGGGGCCGCAGCAGCAGCCUGGGCCUACAGGAAUAUAACAGCCGUGCAAGGGAAAGUGAGCUUGAGCAGGAGGUCCGCAGGCUUAAGCAGGACAACCGCAACCUGAAGGAGCAAAAUGAUGAGCUAAAUGGGCAGAUCAUCACCCUCAGCAUCCAGGGUGCCAAGAGCCUCUUCUCCACAUCCUUCUCUGAGUCGUUGGCUGCAGAGAUCAGCUCUGUCUCCCGAGAUGAGCUCAUGGAAGCGAUCCAGAAGCAAGAGGAGAUCAAUUUCCGCCUGCAGGACUACAUUGACAGGAUUAUUGUGGCCAUCCUGGAGACCAACCCAUCCAUCCUAGAGGUCAAGUAGGACAUCUUAGCCCAGUUUGGGCUGAGGAUAGACUCCACAGCACCCCAGAGUGGCCAAGCCGACCAGCAGGUCCUACAGCUUACCAAGCCUAGAGAGUGUAUGGGGAGCCCUUGCGCAGCUGGACUGGGAGAGUAAAGAUAGGGGCUGCAGAGGGCAGUACUGAGGAAGAAAGGGAAGUCCACAGCAGGUGAGGAGUGAGGCUGGGCUCCCUGGAUAUCAGGAAGCCAGGGCCUCCCACCACAAGCUCACCUAGCCAGCCACACCCAUGUCUCCUCAGCAGAAUACAAAUAUGUGGGGAUAGUCUCUCAGGCAGAGUGGGCCCCUCAAUGGCUCUGGCAUACCCCUCUUCCUGCUAUGCAGCCCUGUUAGGAAGAGGUAGAAAAUGAACCCUCACCUCAGUUGCUGCCUCUCACUCAUGUUGACAUGGUGCCACCCAAGCCUGGCCAUUCCCACAUGGUUUGCAAGCUGAGGAUCCACAAGUUGGACAUAGACGUGGUAGUCCUGGAAAGACAGGCAAAGAUGGCACCCCUUAGGUCUGGUCUGUAGCCACAGGCCAUCUAUUCUCCUUGUGCUGCUCAGGCCUUCUCCUUCCAGAUGGGCUUCCAUUCACCUUCGGACCCAAGGCCUCCAAGCCACACAGCCAUUAUCUGGCCAGACCCUCGCUACAGUCACUCGUCAGCUCUGGUCCUUGUGGGGCUGGGGCAGCUAGUUCCUGCUGACUGUGGAACUUACUUCUGGACUGGUGAACACCCCCAGGUGCAGGUGCUGCUUCUCCUCAGGUGUGGCCUACCCUGGCUCCUGGACCCACACCUCCUCAGGCUGACCGACUGACUGCCUUGGGAUAAGUUGACAUUUCCCAGGCAGUAGUCUAGGCCUCUGGAACAAAGUUUCCUUCUCUGCUUUUGACUUAAAAUCCUUGGGUGUCCCCCAGGAGUCAUUUUGCUGGUGGGUAGGUGGACGAGGCUCUACACAGGCCCAGAGACAGAGAAAGGCUUGCUGCUUGCCCUUGCACCACUCCAAGUGCAGCUCAGGCCUGAACCCUGAGCACUAGCCUGGAGUCUGGGCGCACCAUGUGAGACCACACACCAUAGGCUGUGUGAGUGUGAGUGUGUGUGUGUGUGUGUGUGUGUGCGCAUGCAUGAGUGUGCACACAAGUGUGAAUGUAUGUAAGCUUGUGCCCACACAUGCUGCCCUGCAUCCCUUCACUGCCUACCCCUCCCCCACACCUACCUUCUACACUACGGUUUAAGAUAUUGCCUCGUAUUGUACAUUUUGGGGAAAGCCUUGUGUGUAAAUCAGUGUAAACUUGGAGGAGAGAUUUUUCUAUCAUGUAGAGUAGGUAUUUUUUAUAGACUGAAGGUUGAUCAAUUUUUUAAUACUUUCCAGAGAGAAAACUAUCUGUGUAUACAUAUGAAAUAUAUAUAUAUAUAUAUAUGUAUAAUAUAUCAAUACUGGAGCCCUGCCUUUCUGUGCCCAGGUCCAAGUCCUGUAUAAGGGCUUGUGGCCUUCUCUGCUGUCUGCCCUGCAGUUCUCACUGUAAACACAGGUCUCCAGGAGACACUGGGAAACACACCAAUUACCAACUUGCUCACAGCUUCUGCUUCAGCUCCCGGAGAAGUAGCUCUUUCUCCAGGGCAUGGAAGGAUGGGAGACCAGCAGGAUCCUGUCCCAUGUGUCAGCCAUGACAGAUUAAAGCUGUUACCGCA
Microtus ochrogaster (prairie vole) is the source of this 5404-nucleotide messenger RNA. RefSeq names its product RAB11 family interacting protein 3 (gene Rab11fip3). Gene Ontology annotation, biological process: regulation of cytokinesis; endocytic recycling. Gene Ontology annotation, molecular function: calcium ion binding. Gene Ontology annotation, cellular component: endocytic vesicle; cleavage furrow; recycling endosome membrane. The record is from RefSeq and is a predicted model, not a curated record. Lineage: Eukaryota; Metazoa; Chordata; Mammalia; Rodentia; Cricetidae.